AUGGAACAACAUUCUUCCUAUUAUACUGGUGAUACUGAAAGCGAUGGCGAAUCCGAAGAAGAAAUAAAGGAAUUUUCUACUCAAUUUGUGAUAGCAAGGAAUAUUAUCCGUCCAAAUGAAGUCUUUACUGGUCCUGCCAUGGGUGUGAAACAACAUACGAACUAUAUUCGAUUGAUUGAAGAAGAAACUGGCACUGAAUGUGCAUUAUUACCAAAUGGACGCACUAUCAAUAUUACUGGCUCUAGUCAAGAGAGUGUAGAUGAUGCUGCUUCACGAUUUUUGGUCCUUCAAACCGCAUACAAACGCAGUAGUAGAAGACCCAUUGUUGUACCUUGUAUUCAUCCAAAUGCCGAAGAUCCUCGUCCCUUCAGACUCUUCUUUGCUGAUAAGGAAAGAUAUCGACAUAAGGAUAGUCUUUUUGUACCUCCUGAUUUCAAGCGUCCUCUUUAUGUUUUGUUGCCCGUGUACAAUGAUCCCCGAACUGGUGAGCCGGCAAAACCAACUGAUCUUAUUGAUAUCUCUGCUCAAACUCGUCAACAAUCAAUGCAACAGACUCAACCGGAAUUCCCAGCGUUACCAAAGAAAAAUCGAUCUCCUCCUGGAUUCCCUUCAUCAAUAAAUACAAUCAAUACGGUUCCUCAAAGAUAUACUCGCUCCCCUUCUACAAGUUCUACACCGUCAUCUCCAUUGCCAUCACCGUCACCUCGUGAAACUACAAUGACAUCAACCUGGGGAUCCAAUACAGUAAGUCAAACACAUACAACUGUCCUGACACCAGAAGCUGAACAAUGGAGAAAUCGACCAAUCACACCAAAUCAGCCACUAUCUGGUAAUUCAAAUGAUGAUUUUCCCUCUCUACCUACGACACCAGCCAGAAAACCUUCAGUACAAUCCCCUGGUAAAGGAAUACAGCGACGUGUCAUUAGAAUCAGUAAUCAAAAAGCAGCAAAGGUCAACAACAACAGCAAUAAUCAAGUCAGCACCUCUAUUUUUGAUCAGUGCCGUGAAUACAACUUCCACAAUGCUAGAUUCGCUUUAACUGAGGGUUUGCAACAUGUGCGCAGUCUCCGUGGUGAAAUUCGUAUUGGUGCGAAAUUAGGAAAGGUUCUAUGGAAUAAUAUGACACCAACAGUAUCAUCACAACUUUGGGAAUUCCAAGAUAUCAAGGAUGUGGUUAUGAAUGAAAUGAAAGUACGAUCUAUAUUCAAUAACGUGACUACAAAAUCAGAACAAGUGAUGGAUGCUAUUGCUCAACAAAUUCCGGAACAUUUCGCGAGAACAGCUUGUUUCGAAAUUCAUGCUCAAGCAAGAAAUCAACCUACACUUCCUUAUCAACCUAUUAUUAUGAUAUUGAAUCCUGGUGCUGUCGGUUUAAAAAAAGUGGUAUUAAAAAAAGAACGAAUCAGUGAAGUAAAUUGGGUAUCAUUGGACAGAAAGUUCGACUUUCAAAUCUACAUGGAUGCUGAACAAUGUGGACGUACGGAUGUGAAACCCUAUUCGACUUUUCUCAAGAAAUUGAUGAUCAAUACUUCAACACUACAAAUGACUUAUGAAGAUAUUCCUGACUUUUUACAUGUGACACAUAUCUAUUACAAACAAACAACGAAAUUCUAUCUACAUUUCCCAUUCAUUGCGCAUAUUACGAUGGUGGAAAGAUUAGAUCUACAACCUGUAGCAUAUGCAUCUAAUGGAAAGAAGAUGUCUGCGGAUACUGGUAAAGGUGAAGUUUGGUUUGAUUGUGAGGUGAUCUGUGGUAAUCAUGAAGGAUUAUUCAAUCAAAAUUUGGAUUUACCCAUUGGCAAGGAAGCAUCAUGGACGGUCAAGGAUAUCUGGGGUGAAAAUGAACAACUCUUAUUCGAUUUUAUCAAAUGUUUGAUCAUACUUACGGAAAAAUGUCAAAAAGCAGUGAAAUAG
Molecule: messenger RNA, 1914 nt
Organism: Halteromyces radiatus
Lineage: Eukaryota; Fungi; Mucoromycota; Mucoromycetes; Mucorales; Cunninghamellaceae
Exons: 5
Coding region: 1-1914 (637 amino acids)
Source: RefSeq, a predicted model, not a curated record